Molecule: messenger RNA, 3822 nt
Organism: Ruditapes philippinarum (Manila clam)
Lineage: Eukaryota; Metazoa; Mollusca; Bivalvia; Venerida; Veneridae
Product: obg-like ATPase 1
Exons: 12
Coding region: 176-1372 (398 amino acids)
Cellular component (GO): cytoplasm
Molecular function (GO): ATP hydrolysis activity; GTP binding; ATP binding
Source: RefSeq, a predicted model, not a curated record
GAUGGUCUUUUCAGACCAGGAGACCUGAGACCGGAGAUCGUCAAUUAAAAACAACUUGGUACGGAAUAUACAGAAUAUAGCUGGUUUGCUGGUUCCCUGGAUUAUCUGGGAACCAGAAAAUUUCACCAUAUUGGGCAAAACACGUUGAUAGGCCGUAUUGCAGUGAGGCUAAGCCAUGCCACCAAAGAAGAAGGAUGAUGGAGCUAAGGCAGCCCCUGCCUUUCUGGGGCGUAUUGGAACAAAUCUGAAAAUAGGCAUAGUAGGAUUGCCAAAUGUAGGGAAGUCAACAUUCUUCAAUGUAUUGACAAAAAGCUCGGCAACUGCAGAAAACUUUCCUUUCUGCACCAUAGAUCCUAAUGAAAGUCGUGUACCGGUACCUGACGCCAGAUUUGAAUUCCUCUGUGAGCAUUGGCAGCCUGCCAGCAAAGUUCCAGCUUUCCUGAAUGUAGUGGAUAUUGCAGGACUUGUGAAAGGUGCCCACGAGGGUAAAGGGUUAGGAAAUGCCUUCCUGUCAAACAUCUCGGCCUGCGAUGCUAUAUAUCACGUUAUCAGAGCCUUCCCGGGAGAAGAAGUUGUUCAUGUGGAAGGAGAUGUAGACCCAUCGAGAGAUUUAGAUAUUAUACAUGAGGAGCUUCGAUUGAAAGACAUAGAAUACCUCAACAAACAUAUGGACAAUAUUGAAAGAGCCGUGUUGAGGGGCGGGGACAAGUCUAAAAAACAUGAAUAUGAAACAUUGAAGAAAGUUAGAGAAGCGUUGGAAAGUAGUAAAUGGGUCCGAAAUAUCACUUUCGAUGCCAAAGAGAUUGAUGUUCUGAAUAACCACUUAUUUAUCACAGCUAAACCAGUGAUUUAUUUAGUUAAUCUAUCAGAAAAAGAUUAUAGUCGUAAGAAAAAUAAAUGGUUACCUAAAAUAAAGGAAUGGAUUGACACAAAUGAUGCUGGGGCUACAGUUAUAUUGUUCAGUGGAGAGUUUGAGUCAAACUUGCUAGAUUUUACAUCUGAUGAAGAACGUGAAAAAUAUUUAAAAGAGCAUAAUGCUCAAAGUGCUUUAGAGAAGAUAAUAGUUAAUGGAUAUAAAGCAUUGGGCUUAGUUUACUUCUUCACAAGUGGGAAAGACGAGGUUAGGGCAUGGACUAUACAGCGUGGAGCUAAAGCCCCUCAAGCAGCUGGGAGAAUUCAUACUGACAUGGAGAAAGGUUUUAUUAUGGCAGAAUGUAUGGCCUUUAAUGACUUCAAAGAAGCGGGCUCAGAUGCUGCAUGCAAGGCUGCCGGUAAAUACAAGCAGAAGGGACGAGAGUAUGUUGUGGAAGACGGCGACAUUUUGUUCAUAAAGUUCAAUGCGGGCGCGGGACUGACGGCUAAAAAGAAAUAAUGAAGCACAGAUCACAUAGGACAUUUAAAACUUAACCAUUCUACAUUGUAGUUAAAGCAGCAUGCCUCCAAAUUCUUGCUAAUUUUCAUGAAAAUUUUGAAAAUGUAAUAAAAAAUAGAAUACUGUGAAGUGAACAAAGAAAAUAGUAUACACAUUGUAAAUGGCACUUACUAUCCAUGUAAAUUGCUGAAAUUAUUGCGUCACUAAUCCAGUAGAAAUAUGGUGAAAAAUACUGCAAAAUUGGCCAUUUAUCACAAAUAACAUGGAAAUUAUUACUUAUAUAUUCAACUUUUAUUCCUUUUCAUAAAUUCUUAAUACUUUUUUCUCAAGUUUCAUUUUCUUGAAAUAUUUUGCCUCAUCUGGAGGCAUGCAGUUUUAAAUGGUUCCAUUAUAAUUUAAUUGAAUUACAGAUAUGGAUGAAAUAAAUGAAUUGUGGUAGUGUGACAUCACUGUUAGUGUCACACACACCUGUUCGUCAACCCUUAUCUGGCUAAACUUACGUAUAAGUCUUACCCACGGCUUUGUAUUUUGAAUGGUCCAUUGUUUUUGUACAUAGAAUACUGCUACAAAAUAUGAAACUUUAGGGAACCAGACUAAUAUUACUGAAUGUUUAUGUAUGAAAUAGACCUGCUUUUUAUUUUGAACUGAUUUAAGUUAUGGGGAUUUCAAAAGUUGCAGAGAUAUUAUUAAAUUUUAUUUUUAAAAUCAUGAUGAAAAAUACAGCAAUGUGCUGUCACAUUUUGCUGGUAUAUUUCUUGUAUUCCAUUUCCCAACAACCUUUUAUUACCAGUGGAUUGAUCACAGGUGCUUGAAACAAACUUUUUCAAGUUUUAUACGGGCUAUAUACUAUAAUAAUAUAUCUUUAUAUACAUAUAUAGACCGGUUAUGUAAAAUAUUUGAUUAUGUGACUAGCGCCAGUGGGAUUGAUCAAAAAUAGUUGUUGUUAUAAAAUAUUCAUAAUGAUUAUGGUGAAAAAAGAUAAAUUCAUGCAUACUAGAGUGGAGCAAAUGGUAAUAAGUUAUAUUUAAUAAUAAUUUCACCAGAUACUGGAGAAGAAAUGUGUAACUGAAAAUCAGACUUUUUACUUAAACUAUUAUUUGAUAAUAUUUCUUAAUAUAAUAGAAAAAUUCAUUAAUGAUAAAAUUGUAUGUCUCAAGGCAGGAAAAGCAUUCAAAGGUUCCAUUCUGAUGUGACCUUCAAUGUGACCUUCUGAUAUUUAAUGUGACCUUCAAUGUGACCUUCUGAUAUUUAAUGUGAGGUCAGCAUCUCUGUUGCAAAGAUGAAGAAUUAUCACAUUUAUUACAAUAUAUAAUAUAUAUAAGGCUAUAACAAAACCAUGACCAACUUUAUAUAUUAUGCAUUUAAUCUUAUUUAUAAAAUUAAUGUUAAAGUGGUAUUAUGCUGAUUUUUUUCCGUUGCUAUGUUGAACUCAAUCUUUUUUUUAUUUGAUUCCUUAACAGUUUUGCAGACUUUUGCUACCAGAAUAAGAUUAGCAGUGGCUGGUCACGUUGAACGAAUGUCGCUUAACACAUAAAAGAUACAAAGAGAAAAUGAUGGGGGAGGGGGGAAUUACAGUGCUCGCUAAAGACAAAAGUUGCAAAAAACACAUGGUGGCAUGAUGAUCAUUGACCAAUAAUUGAUAAUGGAAAAUGUUUAGGAUUAAAUAUAAACACUGCCUAAAAUAUAAAAAAGAAUGUCCCACUCUUUCUAUCAGUUGAAUUCAUUCCAAAUGAUAUCUAAAGAGUUUUCUGUGAGUGAUGUGGGUUAUAAAAUUUAUCAUACAUAAGAACUAGAUUAUAGAAUUGAAAACUAUUAUGGCAAAAUCUCAAGUUAUUUUGACUUUGACCUGUACAUCGACCAUUUACACUUGGAUGGGCAUAAUGUCACUUUAAAGGAAGACACUUUACUUGUUAAUGUGCAGAGUAUGAAGGAAUACAGUUAUAAACACCUCACCACUGUGUGUUGGAAUCAUAAUGCCAGGGACCUUGAAUUUCUUUAAUGUGAGAAUGCUUACAAGCUUACUUACUAAAGGUUGGUGAAUAUACCACUAUAUAUACCACUGAAUAUAUCCACUAGUGCUUGAAAUAAUGCAUGUAGGGGCACUUGAGGUCUACCUCUACCAGUAAAGCUUGAAAGUCACCUUACUACCUACUAGUAUACUGUGUCAGUAUGACAUAAAAUCCAAUAAAAACAAAGGUAAAGAAAAAAAUACACUGACAUGCAGUUUCCUUGCUUGCUUAUAGUAAAUUAUAUAAUAAUUUAUGAUAAUGUUAGAUAACACUAGAAAGGGUUAUGUUAAGUUCCUGAAUUUUAGAUUGUUAAUGAGGUGAUGAAAAUAUAAUUAUGUGACCAAGUUUUAUUUGUUACAUAUUGGCAUCGAAGUUUCUUUUAUAGCUUGAUAAAUUAAAAGAAGGAUAAAUGUAUUUGCUAAAUAAAGUAUUUUAAACUUU